AGGGCCGUGUAAAAUAAGAAUUGAGGUGUUAUUGUUUACGACUUCAUUUGAAAAGAAGUUACCUAUUUUCUGAAAUGGAUAUUACGCCGAAAACAAAGAAGGCUAUGAGCAAGGAUGAGGUUUCACUACUCGUGGAUUUAAUCCAAAGCCACCCAGUAGUAAUUACCAAAGAGACCAAUGCUGCCACCAACAAACUGAAGGAGGAAUCGUGGAUUUCUUUAACCAACAAAUUUAAUUCGAAAAGUGGUCAAAUACCACGUCAGGUCGGUCAGCUUAAAUUAAAAUGGGACAAUUUAAAAAGAGCAGCUCGUAAGAGAGCUGCCAAUAUAAGGAUGAACAAUUUAAAGACAGGUGGUGGCAAACCAGAUUUCAUUCCACCCGAUGAAAUUCUUGAGAAAGUGGCAAGUGUUUUGGGACCCACAUGUAGUGGGUUUGAUGUUCCAUUUGGUGGUGAUGGAGUAGGUGCUACAGAAAAUGUGAAUGAAAUCUUUGAAUUGGACAAUGCUGAUUGGAUGCAAAUUUCUGAACAACUUAACACAAAUGUUGCAUCAGUUAACAUCCAGGAAGAAUCACUUUUGCCUACAUGUACAAAAAAGAGGAAAAUAGACGAUAGUUCCCAAGCUGGUACUUCAGAAGGCAACACACGCGAACCAGGUGCUAAACAUAUAUAUGGAAUGAUGUCUAAGCCUCUGCAAAGCAAAGCCAAAAAGUUUAAAACGAACCAGGAUGAUGGACGGCUCCAAUGUAAUUUGGCAAUGGCAAGAUACUAUGAUAAAAAGGCAGAAAAAUUAGAUAUAGAGAUUAAAAUAUUGAAAUUGGAGUUAGCCAAUAAGGAAAAGAAUUGUAAUAAUAAUAUUUAGUU
Spodoptera frugiperda (fall armyworm) is the source of this 862-nucleotide messenger RNA. RefSeq lists its product as uncharacterized. NCBI's taxonomy places the organism in Eukaryota, Metazoa, Arthropoda, Insecta, Lepidoptera, Noctuidae. The coding region runs from base 75 to 860 and encodes 261 amino acids. Gene Ontology annotation, cellular component: nucleus. The transcript has 4 exons. The record is from RefSeq and is a predicted model, not a curated record.